Fusarium sp. VM40 is the source of this 1827-nucleotide messenger RNA. The record is from the annotation of a GenBank genome assembly. NCBI's taxonomy places the organism in Eukaryota, Fungi, Ascomycota, Sordariomycetes, Hypocreales, Nectriaceae.
AUGUUUGGCUCGGGGAAAUCCUCGUCUUCCGACAACGGUAGCAAGGACGAGAUAGUCCUGCUACCGAUCGAGACCAAGACGGGCAUCCUGCGCGUUACCGAGAUCGAGACUAAAGUCCACGACCCCAACGGCAAUCAAGUCCCCGUCCAGGACUCGACCUUUGACCUCCCCGACAACCACCCUAACAAAAAUGCCAUCGAGGUGCUAUGGCUCCCACGCGGGUCUCACAGCUCCGACGACACGGGCGAGAAGGUCCGUCGCGCGCUGAACAACGAGAAGGACAUGACGAUUCUGGGCUGCUGCAAGCAAUUCCCCAAAGCCAUCUUCUGGUCGCUACUACUCUUCCUCACGGUCGUGAUGGAGGGGUACGACAAGAGUCUCGUUGCUGGAUUCGUGGCGUUUCCGGCUUUUAGACGGCGGUAUGGAGAGCUGUACGACACGGAGAAUGGGCCCAUGUAUGAGAUCUCACCACUGUGGCAGACGGCUCUCCAGGUCUCGGCUAUUGCGUGUGAGGUUAUCGGUCUCUUGCUUCAUGGUUGGAUCACCUAUAGUAUUGGGUACAAGAAGAUGAUGCUUAUCAGUCUCGCUUGGAUGUGUCUUGCUGUGUUCCCGGCUUUCUUUGCGCAUAACAUUGCUGUUUUGGUUGCCUCUCAGGCUCUUUGUGGUGUCGCAUGGGGUGUCAUUCAAACACUGGCAGCUACCUACGCCGCCGAGGUUGUCCCAUCAGCCAUCCGUGCCUGUCUUCUCAGUAACGUCAACAUGUGCUGGGUCAUCGGUCAACUUCUUGGCACUGGUAUCCUCCGCUCCCUCGUCCACAACGACUCGGAAUGGAGUUAUCGCCUGCCCUUUGCCCUGCAGUGGGCUUUUGCAGUUCCUCUCCUCAUCGGCAUCGCAUUUGCGCCGGAGAGUCCUUGGUGGCUCAUCCGUCGUGAGAGAAAGGUUGAGGCGAGACAUGCUUUGCAGCGUCUUACUAAGCAAUCUCAGCUCGACAUCGACGACACCAUUGCUGUCAUGGAGCAUACCAACCGUAUUGAACGCAAGCUCAACUACGGUGGCUCUUCCUACUUGGAUCUGUUCAAGGGUGCUAACCUUCGACGUACUGAGAUCUGUUGCAUGGUUUGGUCCGUCCAGGCUCUCUGCGGUUGGAUCCUGACUGGCUACGCCCCCUACUUCCUCGAGCAGGCCGGCUUUGACUCUUCCAAGUCAUUCAGUCUGUCAACUGGCAUGUACGGCAUGGCUUUGGUCGGAGGCAUCAUCUCUUGGUUUCUGCUAUCUCAUAUCGGCCGUCGUAAGCUAUACCUUAUUGGUCUUGCUGCUGCCGUUAUCAUGCUCACGACCGGCGGCAUUAUCUCCGUCGUGCUCGGGGGCCAGAAAGGUCUGAACUGGUCUCUCGGGGCAAUUCUCAUCACCACAACCUUCCUUUACAACCUGACCAUCGGCCCAACCUGCUACGUCAUUGUCGCCGAAAUUCCCUCUACCCGUCUCCGAGUCAAGACCAUCGCCCUUGCGCGAGUUGUCUACAAUGUUUUCAUGAUCAUCAACAACGUUGUUGUUCCUCAAAUGCUGAACCCCACCGCGUGGAACAUGCAGGGCAAGUCCUGCUUUGUCUACGCGGCCACAGCGCUUCUUUGUUUCAUUUACUGCUACUUCCGUCUCCCUGAGACUAAGGGUCUCUCGUACCUUGAAUUGGACAUGUUGUUUGAGAAGGGAGCCCCGACAGCCAAGUUUAAGGAGUUGCAGCAGAGGUUGGCUAACUCAGCAUACUUGACUGUGGACCGGGCGGAGCGCAUGAGGAAUGCUUGGCAUGGUUGGCUCACAUACUCAUAA